AUGGUUUUGGCUAAAUCCAAGCACGCCGUGGGGCUGGGUGCCAGUCUCAUGAACGAUCGGUUCGGAAAGGGCAAAGCAUCCGCUCAGAAGAAGGUCUCUCACAACAAUGCCAUCCAGCGUACAGGUGUCAAUGGUGAAACCUAUGUCACCAACGAGGCAAAGGAGGCCUCAUGGGUCAAGAUGCGCAGUAUCACUGAACAGGGCGCACUCGACGAAUUCCUGAGUACCGCCGAACUGGCCGGAACCGACUUUACCGCUGAAAAAAUCAACAACGUCAAGAUCAUCCACUCCGACCAGAAGAACCCCUUCCUUCUCACCCCUACCGAGGAGCGGAAGGCUUACUUGAAGCAACAGAGGAACAAGGACCGCCUGACUGUUCCCCGACGACCCAAGUGGGACCAGUCCACAACUCGGAAUGAGCUUGAAACGAUGGAGAAACAAAGUCUGUUGGACUGGCGACGUGGACUCGCCGAGCUGAGCGAGAACAACGAUCUUUUGAUGACCCCUUUCGAGCGCAACUUGGAGGUCUGGCGCCAAUUGUGGCGUGUCAUUGAGCGAUCCGAUCUUGUUGUGCAGAUUGUCGAUGCGCGAAACCCGCUGCAGUUCCGUUCGGAGGAUCUCGAGAACUACGUCAAGGAGAUUGAUCCCCGCAAGAAGAACUUGUUGUUGGUCAACAAGGCAGAUAUGUUGAGCUUGAAGCAGAGAGAAGCUUGGGCUCAGUACUUUGAACAGAACAAGAUCAACUUCCGUUUCUUCUCUGCUCACCUCGCCAAGGAGAAGAACGAGGCUCUCGCUUUGCAGGCGGAGCAAGAAGCUGAUUCCGACUCCGACUCCGACUCUGAACUUGCCAAGUCUGCAGAAAAGAUCAACGUGAAUGUGCAACCCGGCGAAGAUGAUGGAUACAAGAAGGAGGAUACAGUUGAAGAAGAAAUGGCUAAGCUUGCCGACCCCGAGCGCUCGCUUGGACCACACAUCCUGGACACUGAAGAACUGGAAGAACUCUUCCUGGCCAAUUCCCCGGAAACACUACCACACGAUUCUGAGGCUGGCGAGCAGCCCAAGCGCAAGACCACAAUCGGUCUCGUUGGUUACCCCAACGUUGGUAAGUCCAGUACCAUCAACGCCCUUCUCGGUGCGAAGAAGGUCUCCGUCUCUGCCACACCCGGUAAGACCAAGCACUUCCAGACUCUGUACCUUUCACCCGAGAUCAUGCUGUGCGAUUGUCCCGGUCUCGUGUUCCCCAACUUCGCCACAACCAAGGCCGAGCUCGUUGUCAACGGUGUCUUGCCCAUCGACCAGCAGCGUGAGUUCACCGGUCCCGCCGGUAUUGUCGCCAAGCGUAUCCCCAAGCAUUUCAUUGAGCAAGUGUACGGUGUGAAACUCAGAAUGCGCCCCACCGAAGAGGGCGGCACUGGCAUCCCCACUGCCAGCGAAGUUCUGCGUGCCUACGCCCGCGCCCGUGGUUUCUCCACCCAAGGUCUGGGCCAGCCCGACGAGUCUCGCGCUGCCCGAUACGUCCUGAAGGACUACGUCAACGGCAAGCUCCUCUGGGUCAACCCUCCCCCAGUUGCCGAGGACGAAACUCCCACCGAUACCGUCGAGUUCAACGCCGAGCUUUACGACCUCGCUCAUCUUCCUGAGAGACGCCGCGCCCAGCUCACAGAAGCCAGACUCGGCAAGUCCUCCGCACCAGCCAUCGGUGACAUCGACCCCGCCGACCCCAGCUCAUCAAAGGUCGCCGCCAUGCCCGAGCUAGGCCGCACCUCCCGUAAUCUCGACACCGGCUUCUUCGGCUCAGAAACCGGCCCCUCCGCCGGUCGUCUGACCCUCCCCUUCCAGGCCCGCUACACCAAACAAGGCCAGGAGAUGCGCAAAGCACCCACAGGCCGCAAGGAGCGCAUGAUGGUUGCUCUCGAGCGCGGCGUGGACGUCUCCGAGGUCAAAGCUGGAAACUCCAAGAAGCACUUCAAGGGCAAUAAGCGUCAAGCCAAGAGCAAGCGCAACAACCCCGAGGACGACGACUACUGA
Penicillium paradoxum is the source of this 2028-nucleotide messenger RNA. RefSeq names its product ribosome biogenesis GTPase LSG1. The coding region runs from base 1 to 2028 and encodes 675 amino acids. Gene Ontology annotation, molecular function: GTPase activity; GTP binding. The record is from RefSeq and is a predicted model, not a curated record. Gene Ontology annotation, cellular component: cytosol. Lineage: Eukaryota; Fungi; Ascomycota; Eurotiomycetes; Eurotiales; Aspergillaceae. Gene Ontology annotation, biological process: ribosomal subunit export from nucleus. The transcript has a single exon.